Cercopithifilaria johnstoni is the source of this 894-nucleotide messenger RNA. NCBI's taxonomy places the organism in Eukaryota, Metazoa, Nematoda, Chromadorea, Rhabditida, Onchocercidae. The record is from the annotation of a GenBank genome assembly.
AUGGUGACGAAAGCGGAUGACGUGGAUCACUUGUUUGAAGUGCGCAAUAAUUUCUUCCUUGGAGCGUACCAAAAUUGUAUUAAUGAAGCUCAAAAUUUACGAGUAAAAGAGGAAAGUGAUAAAAUAUUGAAGGAUGUCUACAUGUACAGAGCAUAUCUCGCACAAAAUAAGCCAAAUUUAGUGCUUAGUGAAAUUGAAAAGCGUUCAACCUCACCCGCUCUAAGAGCAGUUCGAUGUUUCGCAGACUAUUUAGCAAAUCCAGAUAAAAGAGCAACGAUAAUGAAAGAAUUUGAAACGGAGCUAAAUGAAGAAAUUCCUCAGGACGAUACUGUUUUAUUAUUGGCAGCUCACAUGUACAUCCAUGAGCAGAAUGUUGAGGAAGCAUUACGUUUGCUGCAUCAGUGCGAUUCUUUGGAAAGUAAAGCCUUGACCGUACAGUGUUUGCUAAAGAUUGAUCGAGUUGAUCUCGCUGCAAAAGAGAUCAAAAAAAUGCAAGAAAUAGAUGAAGAUGCUACUAUAACUCAAUUGGCACUUGCCUGGGUCAAUAGCGCGCUUGGAAAAGAUAAAUUGAAAGAUGUAUUUUAUGCUUAUCAAGAAAUGAUAGAUAAAUAUGGUGCUACCCCGCUUUUAUUAGUCGCUCAGUCAUCGAGCCUAAUUCAGCAAGAAAAAUACCAGGAAGCGGAAAAAUUACUUUUGGAAGCGCUGCAGAGGGAUGCCAACAAUGCAGAAGCAGUCAUAAACUUGGUUGUUGUCAGCCAGUACCUCGGAAAAGCGCCAGAAGUGACGAAUCGCUACAUCAAUCAGUUGAAGGAAGGUUUUCCAAAUCAUCAGUGGACUCUCGAUUAUAUUGCUCGUGAGAAAGUUUUUGAACAAGUUGUAGAAGUAGGAGUUUAA